GUUUGUCAGUGUUUCUCUUCUCCUAGGGAAUAACGCAGACGUAUAGGUUAUAUCGAAUUUGCGUACACAACGUCGUCGCACAUACGCAUUUAUCGAACUUGUAAAUUUUGUAAGAGAUUCUGUGAUAAUUGCAACCAAACGUGUAUCGUUCUGAAAGAGAGCAGGCAGCACAAUGUCUUUACGUUCACAUUCGCUACUGAGGGGAAUACACAAAGCGUACGGCAGAAAAUUCAGCACGGCUGUUAAAGUGGACGAGCAGCCGAUUCAAGUGUGCUCGUUCCGCACGACGGAGAACAAUCCAGUGAAUCACAAUGCGGACCACCUCGCCAGAGUGUAUACGGUGCCGACGGACGUGCAGCAGCAAAUCUUUCAGUACGGCGGCUUGCCUCGCACAUUUAUGAAGCAAGUCACCACCUUUCAAGAGUGCUCGCUGUUGGUCAGGCAACCUGCGAUCGAAAUUAUUUCCUACCUCAAUCAAGCCGACUAUACGAAGCCCGUCAACAAAUACGUAUUGUACGGAAAAUUUGGAACGGGAAAAAGUAUCACGUUAAGUCAUAUACUACACUAUGCCUUCAUGCAGAAAUAUCUGCUUGUCCAUGUAUAUUGGGCUGCUCAUUGGUUCGAGCACUUCAGAGAAAUCGCGGCUUCGACGUUAUCCCCGGGCUGCAUGGAUCUGCCAAUCGACGCUGGAAUAUGGCUGAAACAGUUUAAAUUUCAAAACUCGAUGUUAUUACCGCAAUUUGAUCUCAGAACAACCAAGGAUUAUGUGUGGAAUCAGCGCGAAAUGACCUCGCAGGGUGCUCCUAUCUUAGAGCUCAUUGACUUUGGUAUAAAUCGCAUGAAGUACGCUUGCGGCGUGGUGGACGCGCUGAUAAGGGAAAUAAAACUCGCUAGUACUGCGGGGAAGUUCAAGACGAUGGUCAUGAUAGACGGAUUCAACGCGUUCACAUCGAGUCACACGGGCAUCCUCGAUGACAACAAGGUGAUGGUUUUGCCUAAGCAGGUCUCGUUGGCGGUACCGUUCUUCGACAUAACGAAAAGCGAUUGGUGUAACGGUGCAAUUGUACUAACAGUAGACGAGAAGGCGAAUAAGGAACGACGGGAAUCCUAUCUUCCUAGAUAUUUGCUUGGUAAAGAAGGCUUCGAGCAUCUAGAUCCCUUCCUACCGGUUUUAGUGGAAGAUUAUACUAUUACGGAAUUCGAUAGUAUGAUAGAGUACUACAAAGAUCGCAAAUGGAUCAGAAACAUAACACCCAGUGGCCAGAAAGAAAUAGAAUUACUUACUAAUAAAAACCCGCGGGGUUUAAUGGAUCACUGUAAAUUCUUGUAAAAAUAAUUGAACACCGGGAUAUUUAUAAUACAAUUUCUAAAGUUA
Vollenhovia emeryi is the source of this 1375-nucleotide messenger RNA. It is a transcript of the gene mRpS29, whose product is annotated as 28S ribosomal protein S29, mitochondrial. Gene Ontology annotation, biological process: apoptotic process. Gene Ontology annotation, molecular function: structural constituent of ribosome. The record is from RefSeq and is a predicted model, not a curated record. NCBI's taxonomy places the organism in Eukaryota, Metazoa, Arthropoda, Insecta, Hymenoptera, Formicidae. Bases 173 to 1330 code for a protein of 385 amino acids. The transcript has 6 exons. Gene Ontology annotation, cellular component: mitochondrial ribosome; mitochondrial small ribosomal subunit.